CUGCAUAUUAAGUGCAAGAAAUUAUUCAGUGACUUCAUCACUUUUUGUCUGCGUUUGCUACUUAAACAACGCAGGGCGGCUAGCAAAGACUAAUCUGGAAAAACUCCACGUUAAUUCUGCUUGACAUGAAAGCAGUAGGUGGAUUAAACUUAAACUUCCUCCAGCUUGGAGUGGCCAUAUUAGCGAUUAUAGCCUCCCAGCAUCCUAGCCACAGUUUACGUCUUUUUGACAGGUGAGGGUAAAGAAGUAUAAAUUUUUUAUAGCGACUUAUAAAACGCAUAUUGAGAAACCUGUUUCAAGCGGACCACAAAGUCAAAGGACGCCCUGUAUUAAGAAGAAUAUAAUAAUAAUGAUAAUAAUUCCUGGGCAAUAUUUGUAGCACAAAGGCUACUGUGGUCGAUCAAAUCAGUGGCUGAAAGAAACUGGGUGAGUCGUUCCGAUGUUUGACUUUCUGUAAACACCGGAAAUUGCCGGUAUAUAGGGCGCAACCGACUAGGAUCAGCUGUAGGAUGGAGGAUUCAAGGAGCUAUAUUCUCGGUCACAAAUAUGAUGGAAUAUUAACUUCUUUUUUCCCUCUUUCCCUUCAAUGGUGAUCUUCGAGGCAGACAUGAACGAAGCAUUGAUGAGGGAGAAUUUAACAAUACAGGUUUUAUGCCAGUAUCUUGUGCUUUCGAAAACUGUUACAGCGAAAGUAUAACUGGAGUCGAACGGCACCUGUCCAAUCGGGAACUCCGAUAUUGCAGAGCCCCAAACAGGGUUAAAAUUCGUACAAACAUAAGUUCCCUAUAAGUGACAUGAGCUGUAAAAACAAGGUAAGACUCAUUUCCGCGUUACACCAUAGUUUUCAGACUCAAAAGACAGUUGGAAGAAUAAAAAUUAACCGGGUGAUCGAUUAACAAGAUCCAAGUUGAAACGUUUCCUUAAUAAUUGUUUUAUAUUCUCGUUUGAAGCAAAAAUGUUUUCUACUGCGUAUACCCCUGGAUCGGAAUAGUGAGGGGAGAUGUUGCUAAGCAUGAAAAAUUUAAAUUCAUCAAGCUAUUUCUAUAUUUUCUGCUCGGUUCUACAAGUUUAUUGUUGUUCCGAUGACAAGUUGUGAUGAUGUGACUCUGCUGUCUCGAUCCCUUGAAUACAAAAAGACGUAUGCAUCAUGGCGGAUAAAGGCAUGGUAUUCAUCGUCAAUGUUUCCAGCCUUGUUGCCGUUUUUGUGUUUUUUCGCUUCUUAAACAGAGCUCAGAAAUAAGGGAUGAAUAAAACGUCUCUCUACCAGUUAAGACUUCUCGCCCGAGUUAGCCUUUUUAAUUAGGAAGCUUGGAAAAGACGACGAGAACGGAAAUAAAAAUAGUAAUGUGUUUAGAUAAGCAAAACAACAACUUUGCACAUUCAGCACAAUUUUUUGGUCACAUUUCUUUGCCAUCGGUACACGACCACGACGUGAACCUGCCAAUUUUCAAGUUUUGUUGAGGACGUGUAACAAGACAACGGUUUUCUAAUUCGUCUUUUAAACUUGGAUACAUUUCUGUAGAAUUCGACUCCAACGACAUGGAAUAUCAGCGAUGAAUUUUGAAAAAGUAUGAAUUCGCUUUUUACUAGAAGUUUUCGCCUCUGUCGUCGUCGUCCUUGCUUAAGCUCCCCGGAAGGUCGAAAACGAUGCAGAAACGGUAUCAUGUCUAUCAUUGACGGGGAGCAUCAAUUCAUUUUUUACGCUACCGGAAAGAGUGUCGUUUUGGUGCUUGAAUGUUGGGUGUAAGAUCUUCCCUUAAACUUUGCUUAAGUUGAAAUAAUUUCAAAAUCCCCCCUCCAAAAUUCCUAAUUAAUGACAAAGCAAAAGAUGCUAACACUAUAUUUGAGGCAAGUUUAAGUUUGCCGUAGUGCUUUUUCAUAUACAGGAGUUGAAACUGUUUGAUUGUUGUGCUAUUAUCUUAAGACACAAGGUUCUGCGAGUGCAACCACAGACUGAGGACCACGUAAGCUCCCUGAGGGAACUGCUACAAAGCUGGAAUGGUGCUGUAAGUGAAUACAUUAAAACAAAUGAUGGUGUUCCUGGUGGGCCGUUCGUACCUUGUUAAGUAAGAAAUUUUUGCCCAACAGCGCACGCUCUCAUUGGUUUCUUCAUGCUAGGCCACUUUUUCCCCGCCAAAGUCUCUGAGCGAGCAACAUUGCAAAGUCUAUGACGUCAGAGGGUAACAUUGCACUGUUACCGUUGGCCGACGACCGCCGUUGUAGCGAGGUUUAAUGAACUUCCAGCGUUAAAAUUUCCAGCUAUAUAAUAAGUCGCUUAAGGACUGGUCCCACGGAAAAUAGUUAAUUUUGUUUCCCUCGGCUCUGCCUCGGGAAACAUUGAGAUUCUCGAGAAACAAAGUUAAGCGUUUCCCUCAGAGCCAGUCAUUUAGCAAUUAAUGAACGAGGCUGAGUAGGAUAUGAAGAAUUAAGCAGAUCGAGGAGGAUGUUAUCGGGCGGGGGUCGAUAACACCCUCCGAGAUCUGCUUAAUUCUUCAUAUCCGAGGAAAGCCGAAUUCAUUAAUUGCUUUAUUAUUCAUUCAAAAUAAUUCCUAGUUUAAAAACAUAGCUAAAACAUGUUACCUGCAUCGAUGUUAAGUUCAGUCUUCGAUAGCGUACGUUUAGGUUUGUACAGCUCCGCAAAUAUUCCCCAAAUAGCAGAUGUCGCCUUCCAAGUUGUCUUCUUGCUGUUUUUGCCAUGUUUUUAGCUAUUAUUUCGCCUUGUUCCGGCUGUAGUUCUUACUCUUGAAACGAGUCAAAUGUCCGCCAUUUUUUUUUCACAACCAUAACAACUCAACCUCGUCCCCAGGUCUUCUCGGUAACGGUGCUUUAACCCGUAGCAAAGCAACCCGUAGCAGGCUGAAGUUUUGAAGUAAUUUCCUCGUUAAACACAAAAUUCUUCCAAAUUUGGUCAUCAGUAACUGGUUAUGGUGAAUUAUGCGUGUGCUUUUAGCAACCUCGUCCUCAGGGCUUUUCCCUAAAAUAAUGGGAAAAGCCCUGGGGACGAGGUUGAUCGUGGGGAUCAAGAGAAGGGGCCUGGGGUCCCGGAACAAGCUUUUUUCUUAGAUCAAAACCACAGGUCGCCCAAGCGUAAUAUGAGAGUUUGUAUGGGAAAUAAAGAGUUUGAAACUUAGAUGAACUAAAUGAACUAAAAGCAAUAAAAGUUAUAAAUAAAGUGUAAACAUUGUUACUUGACUUUGUUUUUACGAAGUUUCAGCGCGAUUUGAGCACUUUUACAUCAUUUGACCUGACAAUGUAGUCAUAUACACUGUAAGGUCAAAUGAUCUAAAAGUACUCAAAUCGCGCUGAAACUUCGUAAAAACAAAGACAACGACUCCAGGUAUAUCAAUAUUUACACUUUAUUGAUAACUUUUACCUCUUUUAGGUCAUUUAUCUCAUCUAAGUUUCAUUUUCCAUAAAAACUCUUUAUUUCCCAUACAAACUCUCAUAUUACGCUUGGACCACCUGUGAUCAAAACCAAAGCCCGCGAGAUUGAGGGCGGCGCUGAAGACGCGGUUGGAGGGCGAUGUAUUCCGUUGGGAGCAAGGGUUUCCGCCCUUAUGGUGAAAAACAAACCAAAAAAACAAGCAAACAAACAACCAAAAGCAAAACGAAACAAAAACAAAAAACGCCGCGAAAUAGAAAGGACCGGGUCCUAGCGGCUGUUAUCUCCGCUUUGGAGAUCGGCGCCCUAACGUUCAAAGUUAUUAUGGAUCCUAACGAGUCGUUUAUGCACAGGUUAUCUUGUUAAUUAUUUUAUGGACCUAUUGCGGACCUAUGAGCUAGUUGACAGUGAACUUAGGUAAAAAUUGGAAGAUAUUGUGUAACGCAAAUGAUCGAUUGAUUUCUACAAAGUUUAUCAAAAUUUGCGUUUAAAAGGUACGAAAAACCAGCCGUUUCGAGAGUGCUCCCUCCUCCUCAGUGGUUUAUAGCAACUGAAAAAAGCACGCGCGAUGUAACGUUGAAGUACAAAUCAAAACAAAGGCUAACCUUACAUGCGCGCGCUAACUUUGAGUAUUUCAAAUAAAGUUGAAGUCCACUUUCAGUCCGGCUGGUUUGAGUGUUCUGUGUCCGAAUAUCAUUCUGGCCUCAAAACUGCGCCUCUCUGUUGCACUUCUGAAGUUAGAACGAAUCACGCAUACCAACAUGUCACCGAUGCUGUUACCAGAGGAUGUAAAGAGGCGGCUAACCGCAAGAUCUGUGUGAGGCAGUCGGGUGCAGUGUAACUGUGAACUUAGGUACCACCCUGAAACUAUACUGAUGCGUAUACCUAUAACCCUAUUCAACCUUCCAACCUCCGAAGUCGAAGGAGUUUAACGAGUAGUUUAUCCGAAGGUUAUCACCAGUGUUGAUUAUUUUAUGGACCAAAUGCAAACCUAUAAGCCAGUUGACAAGGAACUCGUGUCUCACUCUGAAAUAUGCUGAUGUGUCUUUAACCUUGUUCAAUUUCCCAAACAUAUGUAGCUUGAUGUAUGGAAACAAUCGUGGAUUCCGGGAGAGGAAGUGCACGUUCAUUUGGGUCCUGAUGCUAUUGAAGAUUUCAAGUCAGAUCUAACAAAAAGAAGCCUAAAGUUUGACACAAUGAUUGAAGACACGCAAGCACUGAUUGAUAAAGAAGGCAUGUGCUGUUCAGAAGGGAAUAAAGAUGAUUUUGACAGCUGUUAUCAUACAGUAAAUGAGGUAAGGACAAGAAUUAAUUGCAUUCAAACCUUCUUCAUGCGAUGAGCAAAGGGACAAGAACCAGGAACCAUAUCAGUACUAAUAUAAAGCGCACACUACCAACUCGGCGGUAUGGCCAGUACCUUAGAAAUGCGUACAAACAUAUCACCCGGGCAGUGGUAGCCCGAUGCGAGAAUCCACACCCCUCCCCCGUCCCCUCCAUUCAAAGGUGAGGUGUUUGUUGUUCUCUUAAGGUAGCUCGAACAGCGGCACAACAUUGCAUGGAGGGGACGGGGAAGAAAAAGCUAUAUUUCCCCUUUUGAAGUCAGGAAAACGUCAAAAAGCCCCUUUAGGGCGGAGUGUCUCAUCUCAUUUUGUCGCCGAUUGUAGCUAGGGAUGUGUGAAAUUUUGUGUCUUUGCGAAAUUAGGACUGUCCGCGGGAAAAAGAACUCGGUACCUUAUUAGUCCCAGUUCAAACGUCGAACUUUUCACGUACCAAUCCUAAUCCCUCCAAUUAAGUACAUGGAUUGAAUAGAUCGACUUUUGAAUCAAUUAAGUCCGGACAUAUCUUAUUUAGGUCAUGGAAAUUUCGACUAAAGAGCGACUUCGUUUCAAACGUCGAAGUUUUAAUGUACUGAUCCUGAUGCAUAAAUUACUAAAAUUUAUUCACUGGUAAACAUUGUAGACUGCUGUACAUCGCAAAAAUGAGUUGAUUCCGACUAAUUUUAAUUAAUUAAAGUUCGAUGUCUGAAUCAAUCGUCAAACUUUUGUCGUUUGGAUCGACCCAAAUAAAAUAGCUAGUAAGUGCGGGGCAUGAAAAGAUCGACGUUUGAACUGGGGCUAACCGGCUAACUGAAAGAUGUGUUUUUACUAUCGGCUUCUGAUCAAAUGUUUUUUUUUUUCAAACGUUACAAAAUAUAUCAUAUGAUCAAAACACAGCUAACCAGGUACACAUUGAUCAGUGCUUUAAUUUAUUUGUCAUACUUUAGAUUAAUCCAUGCUCUAAAAGCUGAACUUGAGCUGUGAGAAACGUUGUAAGAAUUUACUUGACUCGGUAAAUAUUUUUCUUCAAACCAGAUCCACGAUGAACUGUUUCGUUUGAGGAAAGAAUACCCGGACUUGGUGAAGCUGGUAAACGUGGGAAAGUCUUACGAGAAACAAGAUAUGUUAGGAAUUGAGGUGAGAUGUAGGCCGCAGCGAAAAUGGAAACUUCGCUCCACCGAUGAGCACAUUCAAAAGAUAAGAUAUCAAAAAGGAAAAGUUAAUGUCAAUAAAAGUUUUAGACACCCUUUUCAGGGAUUUAGGUAACUAGCAAUGACAUUUUUGUGUCACGUAAAAGAUGUUUUAAAUUCGCGUCAAAACCGUUCUAAAAAUGAAAUGGUCAGUGCAAAUGCCCCGUGGCAAAAGUAUAUGGAAGUUGUUUGCUCUGGGUUAUAGGUUCCUGUUUACAAUUAAGCCAGGAAUAGAGCUCACCAGAACUCAAACAACCUCUCCCUAGUUUGCUAGGUUUGAAUUUACAAUCAUCUUCUUUCCUCAGAUUAAACAAAACACACCCGAUGCCCAUGAGCGAGGUUUAGUUUUUAUACUUUGCGGAAUUCACGCCAGAGAAUGGAUCAGUCCAGCGACUUGCAUGUACAUAUUACGUCAAGUAAGUAGAUUCGAAUGUACCUCGACAACUAGCUUUAUUUUCAUUUAAAUGAAGUUGAGAGAUUCUUAAUUCAUUCAUUCAUUCAUUCAUUCAUUCAUUCACUCACUCACUCACUCACUCACUCACUCACUCACUCACUCACUCACUCACUCACUCACUCACUCACUCACUCAUUCAUUCAUUCAUUCAUUCAUUCACUCACUCACUCACUCACUCACUCACUCACUCACUCACUCACUCACUCACUCACUCACUCACUCACUCAUUCAUUCAUUCAUUCAUUCAUUCACUCACUCACUCACUCACUCACUCACUCACUCACUCACUCACUCAUUCACUCAUUCAUUCAUUCAUUCAUUCAUUCAUUCAUUCAUUCACUCACUCAUUCACUCACUCACUCACUCAUUCAUUCAUUCAUUCACUCACUCACUCACUCACUCACUCACUCACUCACUCACUCAUUCAUUCAUUCAUUCAUUCACUCACUCACUCACUCACUCACUCACUCAUUCAUUCAUUCAUUCAUUCACUCACUCACUCACUCACUCACUCAUUCAUUCAUUCAUUCAUUCAUUCAUUCAUUCAUUCAUUCAUUCAUUCAUUCAUUCAUUCAUUCAUUCAUUCAUUCAUUCAUUCAUUCAUUCAUUCACUCAUUCAUUCAUUGUGCGAUUGCGUGGUCACAAUGUGGUCGGAGGGUCAUUAGCUAAAAAUGCUACAUAAAGAGAUGGGACUUGAGUUAAAACUAUAUCUUAAUUCUGCUUUUGCUUUGGAACAUUAGCUUCUGGAAUCCAAAGACAGUGAUGAGGGAGUUGCAAACAUGGUGAAUUCAUUUAACUGGUUUUUCCUGCCGGUUUUCAACGUGGAUGGCUACAGGUUUACGCAAGAAGUAAGUAAUACAGGGAAAAUAAUCAAUAGCGAUCUACGCUCAUACUAUGUUGUUCUUUGUUGAGGAAGGGAGAUUUCCCGCAUCCUCAUUUUCACUUCGCUUUGUUCACAGCUUUCCGCUAGUUUGCGUUGAGAAAUUGAAGAGGCUCCAAAUAGUCUUAAAUAGAUAGGACUUAGAGUUUGCUUUGCAUGGUGUUAAGAGAAAUUUUACUAAUUGGUGAUGCCGACCUGAAUACUUGGUUACCGCCACAUCGAUGCUGCGGUUUUGUUCAUUCUAUGGAAAUUAAAAGAUUUUGUUCUCGACAGGUAGACCGUCUUUGGCGAAAAAAUCGAAGGCCGAUUCUCCUUACAGGCUCUGGUAAAGCAGUUGGCGUAGAUUUAAACAGAAACUUUGCAACUAAAAAUUGGGGUGCGUAGUCAAUUCUAACUCUUUUUAUUAUUAACACUUAAACGAGAGUCUCCCCUCGUUCUUUAAAUUUUAUCUUCGUGAAGUUUUCUCCCGCGCUCUACUAUCUGAAUGCCUGGAACAGGCUACACGAGGAAAUGUUUUUCGUCGCUAACCGCUCAAACCUAAUCGACCAAUACUUGGGUAUAGGUGAGCCGCUGAGGGAAUGAAAUCCUGUCCCUGUAUAGGAAAAAAAAUCCUAAAAUAAAUACCCUGUUUACUACAACAACUCAGCUUUAUUACCCUGUUUCGAACAAGAGCAAAAUGCACCCGGUCUUGUUUUAAAGUCAUUUAUUGGCGACUGCAGCAGAGCAAAUUCACGUUAUAGUCAUUGCUAGUCAUUCUCGUUAUAGACAUUGACGGGGGAAGGACCCUGUUGCGCGUGUCUGGCGCUCCCCACUCGCUUUGCUCGCAUGCAAAGCGAAAAAAUAACGCCUGUUCUUCGGGCUAAUAUUUUAACCAAUACUUUAUUUAUAGGGUUGAAUGAGUGCAUCUCUAAAGUAAAUUGUGAACUUUAUCCUGGAGAUAAGCCGUUUUCUGAGAUUGAAACUCAAACCGUUGCCGCUUAUCUUAAAAGCCGUGCUUCAGAAUUGGUCUCCUUCUUUGAUAUUCAUUCUUAUUCACAGCUGUGGAUGUCCCCUUGGGGGAAUAAGAAUGGGACACCCGCUGAGUAUAAUCUAAUGGUGAGUCGAAAGACUAAUUAGUUAACGAAAAAAAAAGUCAUUUAAAGGCUCGCACCAUGUGAGGAUAUCCCCUGGGCUUUGGAAUCCGGAACUCAGCUCAAGAAAUCCGGAAUCCGGCCAGCUAACGAUUGGAAUCCUGAAUCUAUCUCCCAAUGACAAGAGAUCCAGAAUCCAAUACAUGGAAUCCAGAAAGAAAUGCACUUUUUUUGGGUGUUAAUGUCUUUAGCACGAACUUACUGAUUGGGGACACUAUUGUUACGUUGUAUUUUCAAUUGACGGGGCAAAGGAGGUAUUGGAAUUUGGUAUGCUCACGAAAAAAAAAAUCUGAGAAUUUAACGAAGUUUUCACGUUAAUUUGAAGUCAGCAGCCAACUCAUAUCCGAAGUUCUUUCGCAAUCAAUGCUUGACUUUUUGUUGUAAGUAGAAAUUCUCUAAAACUCCUUUUAAAACCCUUUAAAGUUGUCUUGGUACGUAGUCAAAGUAUGAAAAUGAAAAACAUAAUUUUCGUUAUUUUUAAUGCUUUUUAAUUCUGUUGACUGCAUACAGAGACGUGUGAUGAAAGCUGGCACCGAAGCAAUAAGGUCCACAUCUGGGAAAGUGUUUAAAUUCGGAGCAACUUAUCAAACAAUCUGUAAGUUAAAAUUAUACUGAAAUUGAGUGCGUGUGUGUCAGUACUGGAAAAUACUAGUUAUGUCAACAAAACUGACAGCUAGUACCUUUACUUGUAUUGCUUUUCUCAGUUUUUUUAAAUACACUGUAUUAAAAAUAAUUUCCAAGUAGACCUUUAUUAUUUAUUUUAUUGGGAAAUUUGCUUUAAACAAGGGCACGUUUUUAUUACAGGGAAAUUUGCUUUAAACAAGGGCACGUUUGUUGAUUCAAUAAUCCAUUCAUAAAAUAAGUCAAAACGAUUGAACGAUAUUGAACAAAAUUACCUGUUCUUUAUUCUUGUCUGUUGUGUUUCAGUCGUUUUUGCGUUUUUAGCCUUUAAUCAAAAUAACAGCUAGAAUAGACAGGGCAAAGGACCGAGGGGUUGACCUCAGUUUGGGGUUUUCUAAGAGGGGAGGUCUGUUGCACUGAUUAUGGCAGCAAACUGGGGUUCAGUUUGUUUGGGUUUGAACUUCAAAUGCAGCCCCAUCAGUCUGAGGUCAAGAAAAAUUUUUUAAUCGAAUCAGCAUUCUGGAAUCGAGGCUAAAUAUGACUAUCGGAUUGUUCAUUUUAUGAAUGGAUUAUUGAAUCAACAAACGAAAUCAUUUUUCCGUGAAUGAAUUCAUUAGUUCGUUAGCGACGGGAACGCUUGACCUGGUUUGACUGUAAGAACGUUGAACGAUAUUGAAUUAACAUGUUUUCAGUCGUUUGCAGAUCCAAGGGGAGGACCGGGGGUUCCGGGGGUUCUGGGGGAUCGGGGUAUCCAGGGGGUUCAGGUCCCUAAAUGCACCCAUCAGUCUAGAAGAAAUUUAUAGCCUUUAAGUGACUGAGUGCCAGGAAAAUUAAGGCUCACAAGUUUAUUAUCGAAAAAAAUAGCUUAAAACGGGUGCAAAUGAUAAGCUGUAAACAGGCUGUAUUAAAGUUCUAAGGGUGAGUUCAAGUUUGGACACCUGGCUCCCGCCGCCCCUGGUUUGGCCAGGGUUUUUAAAACACAGGCGUCCCAAGCUCACGUUACAAGAGUGGAAUGUAAUUUACUUCCUUGCAAGAGGGUCUGUGUCGCGUUACAGGCGACUUUUGAGACGUUGUAUGAAAAAUAAAAUACUGAGGCCUGAUAUUUAACGUUCGCAGACUUCAGUACUGUAUUUAUUCGAUUAACCGCCCUAGGCGCUUAUUACAUUUUUGGACCUUGAGAGUGGGCGCUUAUACGUGGUGGGCACUUAUUCGAGGCUGGGCGCUUAUUAAUUUUUUUACCAUUUUCAGCAAGUUUAGUAUGUUUAUUUUGCAUUACAAAACAAUAAAUGCUCACAAGAGCCAUAAAACGCGAAGAAGUAACAAAGCAAGGUUUCUGUAAAAUACUCUGAAGAAAUCUCCUUCGUUGGGGAAGUCUCUUAUUAGUAUUAUUCAAUUUCAAUUUCAGUCUCAAUGUCCGCGGUUGGGGUGGGGUGGGCGCUUAUUUGAGUUUGAUUGGGAGGAGGAGGGGGUGGGCGCAUAUUCGAGGCUGGGCGCUUAUUGACUUUUUCUCCCUUUAGGAUGGGCGCUUAUUCGAGGUGGGCGCUAAUUCGAAGUUGGGCGCUUAUUCGAAUAAAUACAGUAUUUUCUUUCUCAUACAACCUCUCAACCCUGGGGGUCUCAACGGUCGCCUGUAACGCGACACCGACUAAAUUGCAUUCCACCGCCGCUUGUAGGGUGAACUUGAGACGCCUGUUUUUAAAAUUGAUUUUUUAAAAAAUAAUUUUACUACAGGCGACUCUCUCUUAACAGACACCUCUAUAAAACGAACUCCAAGAGUUGGUCCCUGCCUUUCUUUGCUAUUUUUCUGUGUUUGACUCUCUAUAAGACGGACUUUUCUCUAAGACGGGCACUUAGCCGGUGUAAAAGGCGUUCACUUAGAGAAGAGUUAACUGUAUUACAGACCCGGGGGGGGGUACUACCUAGUUAUAGGCUAAUGGGGAUGUGCCCCUGGAUGAGGUCGCAUUUUCAAGGCUACAAUCGGCCACAAAAUUGUUGAGACUCAAAAUAGGAUAACUUUAGAGAACAAAAGAAUCCGCGCCCCUCCCCUGCCCCCUCCAUUCAAAGUUGGGGUGUUUGUUGUUUUCUAUAGGUAGCUCGAACAUCGGCACAACAUUGCAUGGAGGGGAAGGGGGAAAAAACUACAUUUCCUUCUUUUGAAGUCAGUAAAACGUAAAAAAGCCCCGUUUAGGGCGAAGUGUCUUCACUCAUUUUGUCGCCGAUUGUAGACUGACGAUAAUGGGGUUGCAUUUUCAUUAGUGUAUGGGAUCGCCUAUUUUCGGGAUUUUGGGGAUCAGAAAAUUCAUUUAGGAAGGGAUUUAAAAAUGGGAAGAUUUUUACUUCAUUGAGUGUGAACAAAGUGUCAAUUCAUCAGUCAGGAUGACCUAGUUAUAAGGCUUCAUAAGGUAGGUGCGUAAACAGAUAGUUACUAAGUUGGGAUCGCGACAAUUACAUUUUCCCAAAACUGACCAAGAUGGGGUCUAUAUUUGGCCACAGAAUAGACUAUAAUGGGGAAGGGGUUCUGAGAGGCGCGCGGCACACACCCAGCAAAAAUUAACCCAAGUAACCAACCCGGGAUUACGGACCGAAUUGGGCUGGCUUGCUUCACUAUAUAAUAUUCUAAGCUCAUCGCAAUAAAGUUUCGAUAUUGCAUUUUUCAGAUCCUGCAUAUGGCAUAACAAUUGAUUAUGUGUACGACACGCUGGGUGUCGCUCACUCGUAUACAAUAGAACUAAGGCCAUCUGAUGAGGACGACAAUGGAUUUAUUCUACCGGCUUGUCAGAUCAUUGACAGUGGAAAAGAAAUCAUGGCUGCUUUCAAGGCUAUCACCCCGAUCAUGGCAGAAAACCCCAUGACAAAAGUCAAACGAGACAGAAAACUUAGGUCACAAUAAAGUGUUUUCACAUUUCGUCAAGUCCGGCGGCCACAUUGGUAACCAUUCCUGUCGGAGUCUCUGUUUCCCUUUUAACUAUUUUCUUAAAGCUGGUUUUCCUUAGCGACGGAGUCAAAAUCAAAAGCACAGAGCGUUAAACCAGUCUUAGUUGGUUCCUGGCGUUCACCCAUGGCGAAAAGUGCACAAAAGAAAAAAACGAGGGAGGGGAGACUGCGAUGUGGCAUUUGGCGUCUCUCUGCACUACUGUAUUUGAACAGUCUCAACGCCUCCACUAUCUGAAGAGCCUGUGUAGCAUGGCGCCGCGCUGUUUUGUCGGUCGCGGUUUCACUGCUCUCGUCCGCCUAUGCUACGCAGGCUACUAGGGAGCUUAAGCAAAGGCGUUUUUGAGCGACGGACGUCAACUGGAAGUGAGGCAUUUUCCCUCUUAAUAUGCCUUGACGAUAUAAAAUUUGUAUUGCA
This is a messenger RNA of Porites lobata, 12322 nucleotides long. Lineage: Eukaryota; Metazoa; Cnidaria; Anthozoa; Scleractinia; Poritidae. The record is from the annotation of a GenBank genome assembly.